AUGAUCGAUCAGCUGCUGGCAGGAUGCGGCAUAUGUGAACCAAAGCGAUCGAGAGCUAUCAGGAACAACAAGCCCCUACUCAAUGAUCCAAAUGUCAAGAUCCUGCCCAUGAAACCUCCCGCAACCGCUGACAGCUCCGACGCCAGUGCCCCCAACAAGUCUGAUGCUCCUCGCCCUCGUCGCGGCUCUCAGCCCGUCCUCCAGCUCCCUCCCAAUCAGCACAGAUCCGCAAGAUCAAGCUCCGUCAGUCAAUCAAUCGCUCCUCCCCCAGCAGACCCCUGGAAAACCGAAGAGGUGCGGGACCAUCACAGGCGCAACAGCGAGACUCUCCAGCAGAUGGCCGCGCACCUCCACAAGCUCUCGGACUCCAACUGCUCCAGGCGCAAGGUCGACGAGUACAAGGCUCAGGUACGGCAUGAGCAUGCGUCAUGUCGGGCUGCCCUGCUCACUCCGACGGCCUCCAAGAUAUCCGAGCAGCGAGAGCGAGUGGCCUUCCUCAGACAGACUCUCAUCAACCGCAACGCCACCGUCCUGUCAGAGCAAGUCAAGCUCAAGCCCACAAUGAUGACGGGAGGGGGCAUGUGCAGGAGGAGCUUUGAGGUGCAGGAGGUCCGGCAGAUCCAAGCGAAGGAGAAGGAGAUAGCAGAGGCGAUGUCCGAGAUCACUGAUCUGUCGAAGAAGCUCGAGCAAGCCAAGAAUGAAGAUUUGAGGUAUGAAUUCAAGGCAGCCAUCAACUCGAAGUCGAACGAGAUUACUACGUUGGGCAAUGAGAUCAGAUUGCUUAGAGAAGUGAUCGAUGCCAAGAGUUCUCGUCUCCACAGCCGGCAGUGA
Messenger RNA from Guillardia theta CCMP2712, 831 nucleotides. RefSeq lists its product as hypothetical. The coding region runs from base 1 to 831 and encodes 276 amino acids. NCBI's taxonomy places the organism in Eukaryota, Cryptophyceae, Pyrenomonadales, Geminigeraceae. The transcript has 5 exons. The record is from RefSeq and is a predicted model, not a curated record.